This is a messenger RNA of Naegleria lovaniensis, 951 nucleotides long. RefSeq lists its product as uncharacterized. Lineage: Eukaryota; Heterolobosea; Eutetramitea; Acrasida; Naegleriidae. The transcript has 2 exons. The coding region runs from base 1 to 951 and encodes 316 amino acids. The record is from RefSeq and is a predicted model, not a curated record.
AUGCCAUCUUCCAUGUUCAACAACUCAUUUUAUACACCCAAUAAUAAUAAUUUAAAUAAUUUAAAUACUUUUAAUAGUUUUUACAAUUUAAAUAAUGGAACAUCCAAUUUUGGAAAUUUCAAUCCUUUACUUGCUUCACAACCACCACCACUCUCUACCAACAACACUCGCACAUCAUUUUCCAACAUGCCAUCUUUAAAACCCAUUCCCUAUGAAAAUGGUUCCAUUAUUGAUCCAGAAAUGGAAGAUGAAAUUUUCGAGUUACCUUCGCAAUGGAGCGGUGUGUUACAACAUUAUUCAAGUGCUGCCGAAUGGAUUGUUUCCGAAGAAUUUAAUCAUUCCAUGAUGGAAGAAGAGAAUUUGGAAAUGAUUUUGAAAAUUAUGAAAUGGUAUGAUGAAAGUCAAUUGAAAUUGAGAAAUGGAGAGAGAGCUCAAUGGGCUGUGAAAACAUUGGAUGCUUCUAGUGAGUAUAGUACACAAUGGGGAGCUGUCAAUAUUGCUGGUCCAUCACGGGUGUAUCCUAAAUAUGGUGAUUUUUCAGAUGCAUGGGCUCCUCGUUUACAACAAAAUUCAAAAGAAUUCUUUAUUGUAGAAUUUUCUGAUUAUUACAAAAUUACGGGAAUUCAAAUUUAUGAAACUUUCAAUCCAGGUGCCGUCACAAAAAUUACUUGUCUUCCAAGAGGUAAAGAUCGAUACACUUCACGAAAACCUCAACUCGAUGGAUCGAUUAUUGGUACAACCACAUUUGAAGCAAGGCCUGAAGAUUGGAUUGUUCUCUAUGAAGGACCGACACAACAACACAGUAUUGGACAGCAUUCGAGAAUUUUCUCUCCCUCCUUGACAAACACUGGAGUAGAAUCCAAGGUUAUUUAUGUGGAAAUGGAUACCACCAACUCUGCAAGCUGGAGUGAAGUGGAUGCUGUGAAAUUAAUUGGAAUGCCUGUGUUGUAA